AUGACGAAUGUGACUCCAAUAUUCAACGAAUUUCUUUCCACCCAUCCAGCAGUCGCUGUGAUCCCUCCAGACCGAAAGCCCCCUCCACCCAAAGAUGAGUUUCUCAAGGAGGCACUCCGAAUCGAAUCGCACAUAUCAUCCUUAGCGAAAUAUCUUCUCUCUAUCCGACGGGCGUACCUCUCUACAACCUCCGGUCGGCCGAAUCCUUCUCGAGUGACCACCUCCAGCUCCGCUUCAUUACUCGCUCGUAACAAUCGGUCAACAUCGCUUACAGAUGCACAACGUGACGCCAUCGAUGCGGAGACGAAGGGCGUUAUUCAGGAACUCUUGACUGUCAUAUCCCGACUAGAAAGCACUGAGAAGGUCAGGGCGCAGACGGAAGAAGCCCUGCUCCGGAAACGCUACUCUUCAGGGUUGCGCGGUAUCUUUCGUGACGAGACGGAGGAGCGAGAAAUGGAGGAGGAUAAACUUAGGACGCUGAGCGUUCACAGAGAAGGGGUGCUGUGGUUACUAAAAACAGGAUUGGAAAAAGCCAGUGAAUUGCAGAGAGGGCAGCAGGAAAUUCGGCUUCAGCGACAGGUCGAAAGAGGGAAGAGCAUCUUGUGCAAGGCUCCGCCCGGCUUUCCGCCACCGAACCAUACAAGUUUGCCAGUGACCAGCUCUUCUAGGUCCGUAGCCCCAACGGGGAGAAGUGUCUGGUUAGAAGACGAAGAACGGAAGAAUAUAGAGAAUAUUCUUACGGAAGAGCAACUUCAACUCUUUGAGAAGGAGAACGGAGACUUGAUGAAGCAUUAUGAAGACACUCUGGAUCAAGUCAAGUCCGCAGAGAAAUCUCUCAUCGAAAUUUCCUCUCUACAAACUCAGCUAGCGACAAACCUGGCCACCCAGAAUGCACAUAUAGACAACCUCGUUGUUGAUUCAAUGUCGACCACCGAGAACAUCCAAAGGGGAAACAAAGAGCUGAAGAAGGCAGGAGAAAAUAUCUCGAUAGCUAGGUCAGCGUUCUGGGGUACUGUAGCGUUUUCCGGAGUUGUUUUCAUUUGGGAUUUGUUCAUAUAAUUUCUAUGAUAAUUUCCUUCCCCCACG
Messenger RNA from Tuber melanosporum (Perigord truffle), 1086 nucleotides. RefSeq lists its product as uncharacterized. Gene Ontology annotation, cellular component: endoplasmic reticulum; SNARE complex. The transcript has 3 exons. The coding region runs from base 1 to 1059 and encodes 352 amino acids. The record is from RefSeq and is a predicted model, not a curated record. NCBI's taxonomy places the organism in Eukaryota, Fungi, Ascomycota, Pezizomycetes, Pezizales, Tuberaceae. Gene Ontology annotation, biological process: retrograde vesicle-mediated transport, Golgi to endoplasmic reticulum.